This is a messenger RNA of Brassica oleracea var. oleracea, 501 nucleotides long. RefSeq lists its product as uncharacterized. Bases 1 to 501 code for a protein of 166 amino acids. NCBI's taxonomy places the organism in Eukaryota, Viridiplantae, Streptophyta, Magnoliopsida, Brassicales, Brassicaceae. The record is from RefSeq and is a predicted model, not a curated record. The transcript has a single exon.
AUGGAUGAUAACAAAAACAUCAUCAAAGCCCUAGCUCGGUGGUGUCUUGUUCUGCAAGCCAUCAUGGUAUCUUCCAACACCGUGGCUCUCAAGGAACCAGACUACGUAAACAUGAACAUAACAAUACGUAAUGCAAUGACCGGGCUGCUCCGCCCGGAAGUCGUCUAUCGGUGCCAGUCCAGACGCAAAGACUAUGGUUGGCAUCGAUCUACAAAACCAGGAACUCAGUUUUCAUUUCAAAUCAUUCUCAUUAAAGGCGAAAGCAAGAUACCGGCGAUUCACAUCUGCCGUUUCCGGUCCGCUUUAGGAACCGCCACACUCGUGAUAGAAAACACUUAUCUCGACGCCGAGAUGUGUCCUAAAUCUUCAUGUGCUCAUGAAGCGACACCGAAAGGGAUCUUGUUUAGAGGCCUUGAAUGGGAUUUCAAAACCGUGUUUCCAAAGCUCAAACCAGUUGAGUAUCUAGAAUUGCCGUGGACACCUUGGCCAAACAGAAUAUGA